CCCUUUCACCUCGUAGCCGUUGGCUAACGUGGAAGUGAGUCCCGCUGGCCGGCUGAAAAGCCGGGACCGCGCUGCCCGGGGCAGUUGGGCGCGCGGCACGGCGACGGUGGGCUUCUCGGCGCGGCUCGGCCUUUCCCGGGAGGGAGCAAUGGGGCGCGCGGGCGCCGGCGAGCGGACGCCGGUGUAGGACGCGCGGCGCCCGGCCCGGGAGCGCGGCGGCGGCGGCGGCGGGCGCGGGGAGGCCUGUGAGGGCCGGCGCCCCGAGCCCCGGCCUCCCGCGCCAUGGCCCCUAUGGGCAUCCGCCUGUCCCCGCUGGGGGUGGCCGUGUUCUGCCUGCUGGGGCUCGGCGUGCUCUACCACCUGUACUCGGGCUUUCUGGCCGGCCGCUUCAGCCUCUUCGGCCUCGGCGGCGAGCCAGGCGGCGGCGGGGCGGCGGGGCCCGCAGCCGCGGCCGAUGGGGGCACGGUGGACCUCCGCGAGAUGCUGGCCGUGUCGGUGUUGGCCGCUGUUCGCGGCGGCGACGAAGUGAGGCGCGUCCGCGAGAGCAACGUCCUCCACGAGAAGUCCAAGGGGAAGACGCGCGAGGGAGCCGAGGACAAGAUGACCAGCGGGGACGUGCUGUCCAACCGCAAGAUGUUCUACCUGCUCAAGACCGCCUUCCCUAACGUGCAGAUAAAUACUGAGGAACAUGUGGAUGCAGCUGAUCAGGAGGUUAUCUUAUGGGAUCGUAAGAUUCCUGAGGACGUCCUGAAGGAAAUAGCCACCCCUAAAGAGGUACCAGCAGAAAGUGUUACUGUCUGGAUCGAUCCACUUGAUGCUACACAGGAAUAUACAGAGGAUCUUCGAAAGUAUGUCACUACUAUGGUAUGUGUGGCUGUGAAUGGUAAACCUGUGCUAGGAGUGAUACAUAAGCCAUUUUCUGAAUAUACAGCUUGGGCAAUGGUAGACGGUGGGUCCAACGUGAAAGCCCGCACUUCCUACAAUGAGAAGACCCCAAGGAUCGUUGUGUCACGCUCACAUUCAGGAAUGGUCAAACAGGUUGCUCUUCAGACUUUUGGAAACCAGACUACAAUUAUCCCAGCUGGUGGUGCUGGUUAUAAAGUUUUAGCACUCUUGGAUGUGCCUGAUAAGAGUCAAGAAAAAGCUGAUCUAUAUAUCCAUGUGACAUACAUCAAAAAAUGGGAUAUAUGUGCUGGCAAUGCCAUCUUAAAAGCCCUUGGGGGGCAUAUGACUACCCUGAGUGGUGAAGAAAUCAGUUACACUGGUUCCGACGGCAUUGAAGGAGGGCUCCUUGCUAGCAUCAGAAUGAACCACCAGGCUCUAGUCAGAAAACUCCCAGAUCUAGAGAAGACAGGACAUAAAUAAGCAAAGGUGAUCACAGGUCACAGCUCUUCCUGAGUUGAGCAGUCAGCCUGAAACGCUGGGGUCUUCAACGCUUUGGUGGAGACUGCAUGGUUAAGGCCAUCCAGAACUUUUUAAAGUAUUUAUGAAGCAUCAGAGACUUAUUUUCCCUGUAAUAGGAUGCAAGAUCAGGGAAAGUGGGUUGCUUCGUGUCUCAAGUAUUGUCUUUAUUUUUGAGACUAUUUUCGUACAGUUGUCAUACACAAGGCCGCAUAUAUAUAUAUAUAUAUAUAUACACACACACACAUAUAUAUAUAUAUUUGUGAAUUAAAAUCUAUAGCUGAGUCUACAUUGUUAUGAGUCACAAUUUUCACACAACAUCAUGAAUCUUCACUAUUUGUUAGUACUUUCAUACAGAAUAGGGCUGAAGAAAGGAUUGAUUUUGUGUAGAUUUAAUACUACUUUACAAUUGUAUCUCAUUGAAAAUAAAGUAAUUGGAGGUUUUUACCCCUAAUUCAGAUGGAAAGCACAAGAAGCCACACAUUCAUUAAUAUGCAACAAAUGCUCUAUUUAUCUGUUGUUACUGAAUAUUUCUUAAUGGAUUAAAAUAGAAAAAGCUUAUUUUUUUUUCUUUGAAAUUUUAACAGGUUCACCAGCUAGUCGAAAAUAUAGCUAUAUGAUGAUUGCGUUGUAAUAGUAGUUUCUGUGUGUGUGUUUUUGUUUUUGUACAGAAAAGUGUAUUUGUAUCCAUGGGUUCAAUAUUUCUGCCACCUUACUGUUGAUUUUUGUUUGUUCUGUGGACAUUGCAUGGUCCCAUCCUUUCCCUCCUAACCAGCAUUUAGUCUUUAACAUGUAAGGUUUGGAUUAAGGUUUCAGGGUUAGCACUAAGAUUUUGGUACAUUUUCUCAUUAGGGAUAAAUUAUGCACUAUAAGAAUAUAAAUUAUUCUGUUAAUUGAGUCAUUUGAUACUACACAAAUUGAGCUAGCUUUCGUUAUUUUCAAGUUUUGUUUUAGUACUUUUUAAAAACGUUGCCAGGUUUGUAUGUAGAGAUUCUCACCUUAUCAAGAAUGAUUUAUGGUUGCUUUUACCAUUAAUAAAUGGAUCUAAUCUAAUCUCAAAGUAGUAGCUUUUAAGAUACUUUAAAGUUUCCUUUCAGAUUAAAAUAACAAAGGUUAAUGUUACUUUUUAAGUAAUUUUUGUUUUAAUUCAGUAGGCAGAAUCUGACUGGAAGAAAGGCAGUGGCAUAUUCACUGUGUCCCUGUAAUUAGAACCUUGCUCUGUGAACUUUCAUCGGAAUGUUGGAUUUCUCUCAGUGUGUUAUCUGGAAACUUCGUGUAAACAAUACCAUUAUUUCAUGUGACUUUGAUGUCCUUGUAUUUUAUAACAUACUGAUUAUAGGGGGAGGGGAUUGCUCAUUGUUUUCUUCUUUUCUUUCUUCAAAACAACUUUCCAUUUCUUUUCCUGUCAUGGAGGUAAAAUUGACCAAAGAAUGGACAUCCUCACCUAGUGGAAUGUGCAUACAGCUGUAGGUCUGCCUUUUACAUGGUCUCCAGGGUCCUUUCAUUCCUCCUUAGGGAACUGAAUUUAGUACAAAGCACAUGUUUAUUCCCAGUCUCUAGCAACUGUUCACAAACCUGAUAGUGUGGUGGGCCUCGAUAGGUUCAGUGAAAAUUCAUACAAAGUUUUGGUAGUUGGAACACUUGAUAUUUAAACAGGACUUACAGGUUCAGAACAGAGUAUUGGAGACCUCAUCUUUUUACUUUUCAAUGAAAUGAGAAUAUUUUUUCCUCAGGAGAGAUGGCAGAGGCAUAUACUAUUUCCAGAGUCUGUGGUAUAAGCAUUUGUUUUAAUUGUAAUGUGUCAAACAUGGGGCAAGAAGACUGGCAUAUUAAGAAAUGGCAUUUAAUUGGAGGGUUUUUUUUUUUUUUCAAUAUUACAUGGAAAAUUUCUAAUUUAAUGGAAAUGAAACUAGAUCAUAUUAGCAAGCAUGAUUACUUUGGUUUUAUUUUUAAUUCCAUUAAUCUGCAUGUAGAUAAUGACUUUGCGAAGGGUUGGUGUUAUGUGCAAAAGUUAAGAUAUUGGCUGACAGUUAAAUGCAUUAUUUUUAUAAUUUGUUGGGUAUAGUCUAGUUACUAAUGGUUUUUAAGUGCUUUUAUAGAAAAUUCAUUUUUAAUUUUUUUGUUUCUAAAAGUCAAUAUACAUUACAGAACUAAUAUAAGUACAAAGAACAAUAUUUAUAUUUAUUUAUGUGAGACAUUAUUGUGCCAGAACAUAACCAGUAAAACACCAUGAAUAAGUGAGGCAUGUACUAUCUCCCAGAAUUACUUCUAAAUGCAGCAAAAUAAAGUUGAACGUUUAGCAAGCCUCACCUCCCCAACUCCUGGUCUUCCCUUUCCUUUAUCUUUGCUAUCAUUUAGAGCACAAUGCUCCCUUAAACUUUUGAGUUUUACACAUCACAUUUAGUAAAAGUAGUGGCAUCGAUAACUUCAGUAUUUAUUAGCUGUCCCCUUGCUCUGCCCUUCAUCUCUACCUCAUUCCCUGGCUCCCCAGCCCGUUGAUGUUGUUCUGUAUCUGCCCCUUUCUGGACCAUACUCUCCCCCAAAACUUAACCCCUGAAUUCUCUCCUAGACCUACUUCUCUCAAGAUUGGCUGCUGAGAUCUUAUGGUAGAACUGAGUUAAGUUCCUGGUCAGGGAGAUGAAGCCAGGCAAGAGUUCUGGUUGACCGUUAUUUCUCAAAGACUGUUCUCAAAAGGUAAAGGAAAAUCACCUUCAAAACCACAAAGAUUUACACAGUCAAGUCUAAUCCAGUGCUUCUGUCUUUACAAACCAUUUCUUUAGAUCCUUUCUUCACAGAAUGAAAAUGCAGAAAAUACAAGAAUUAGGUAUAUAAGCCUGCUUAAGAAAACUUGCUUUUUCUGUUAGCUUUCAUACUUGUGUCCCUAUUUCAGUUGAGAUUACAAAGGGCCUACAAGGAUCAUAUUUGUUUGGUAUUCAGUUGUCCUCUUUCCUCUAAUGUUUUUUCUUGAUUUAAAUCAACAUUCAGAUGAAUUGUUUAUGGCUGUAUGAUGAAGCUAACAAGUGUUUUGGUUCAUGUGUUUUAAGUAACAAUUGUGCAAAUUCUGUUGCUGAGUGCUCCCUUUGAAUAUUGUGCUAAUUGGGUUCAGAGGAAGUAGGGGAGGGGCAGUGGCUAAGAAGAGGGUGGGAAGGAAGAAAGCUCCAGGGAAGGGUAGCAGAGGGAGGAUGCAGAGCAAACAUCUGCCUGAGCCCUAGGAUCAGGAACUCUGCCCUUGUCUCAGAUGUUCAAAAACUGGAUCUCACCCAGGCUUUGAAGGUGACAACGAUCUCUGAUAGCAAAGCAUAAGUAAAGAAAGCUGGGGUGCCACCACCCUCUGUUCUUCAAAAAAGAAAAUAUCCAGCUUGCCUCUCCUUGAUAACACCUUGAAAAUGGCCUUAUGGAGACAAUCUUUGGCAGGUUAAAAAUAGAAUCUACUUGGGUUAUUCUAGCUACAACUAUUUAUCUUGGCUAUGUGUUGACUGGUCCUGGAUAGAAACUGAUUUUUCAUUUUUGAUCUUCGUUGAAUUUGAGGUAUAUUAUUUUCAGUAUAUGCCUACAAAAAUUCUGUCUUGUAACUGUUGUAUAAAAUCAACCUAGUCUAUGGUUUCAUUUUUAUCCUAAAAAAAGUUGUGCCUUAACAAUAGGGCAUUGUAUGUUAAUAAGGGAAAAUAAAAUCUUUUUUUAAUAGAUGGGGAAAAUAGGAACUUUUUGCCAUUAAAAUUUAAGUUCUUUUAACAUUUUUAAUAUUAGAGUUGGGGAAAAUUCAUUAAAUUAAAUACAAUUGAUAUAAACUUAUUUUUGCAUAACCUAGCAUUUACAACUAAAGUACAUUUUUAUAAGAACUGGCAUCUUGAUGUAUAUAGGUCUGAAAUGAUACUUCAUCCUUUGGUUUUUAAUUUGAAUUAAUACAAGACCAGGAUAAGGUACAUUUAAAAAUUUUUUUUCUUUUAAAUCAUUUUAGUGUGCUAUUGUAUCUGUUCUACUGGUCUUCUGAGUUAACGUUGGUUUUUAAAAACAGCUAUUCAUGGUACCAUAUCAAUAAUUUAUUAAUGCUAAAAAAUACUGUGUGUUAUGUGACUUAACAAACCAGAACAGUUCCUGGAUUGAAGUGGGGAGGGGGAGAAUUGGGGAUUCUGAUAGCAGUUACCACGAAGGCAAGAAGAAUUGAACUUUGUAUUUCAAAAGGAGGUUUUGGUUUUAUGAGGUGCUGUUUAUGUAAGUUGUUUAUUUUUAUUUUAUCAAAGCCUGGCAGGUAUUAGCAUUCCAGUUUACUAUUGGUUUCUGUUUUUAAAAGUUAUUUUUAAAGUUGGAUGGUGAAUUAAUUCUGUGGGAAAACGAGAUUUAUAAGUAGGUUUUUUUUUGAGAUAAAAUAAUAUAAGCCAAACUUUUAGAAGUUAAGGCUGAUGAGUAUUAAAGCAACGUUACAUAAUUGUGUUUGUAAGUGUUCCCUAAAGUAUUAUAAUUAAGGUAAUUUGUGUAAAUUACAAAAGCAGAAACUGAUGUUUGAUUAGUAGUAUGUUCCGUUAAAAUUCCUCUUGAAGUAUGUUCUACACAUAGUUAUUAUUCAGGAAAGACUUGCUCAUCCUGUAUUUUUUUAAAUAGGAAAUACAGCAUGCCAAGGCAUCAUUAGAUCAGUUAGCCUAGAAAGACUUAAAUCUCUCUCCCCAAAUUAUCUCUUCUAAGCUCUCUUCAUCAUUUAUGCUGAGUUGAGGAGGUAACGUUUAAGGACUUUAAUUCAUGUGUAAAAAUACGGACUUCCAAUUUCCCUGUAGCAUUACGUCCUCCACUGGCAGGAGCCAAAGCUAGUCUUAGAAUCUAACAAGAGAGACUGUGUUCUGCCAUGAUGAACUAUGGUGCUCCGGAUGGAUUUUUCCCCCCAUUUGAUGAUGUUAUUUAAGCUACUAGAUGUAUAUACACACGGGGUUGAGUUUACACGAAACUAUGAAAUGGUGUUUCCUGUUCAUGUCCCUGCCUCUUCAAACUUUGUUUUUUUAAUAGACCUCACUUCCUGUCCAUCACUUCCUUGUAAUGGGCUAACACUGAUGAGAGGAAUUAAAAUAAAAGAAUACUUUUGAAUACUCCUGCCCUAUUCACACACAUAAAGCUGUGGAGGAGUUAGUCCAGUCCUGUUCCCAAGCCAUACUUAGACACCAGACUUUUCUUCUCUUGGCACGUUGUAUCCUGCCUCCCUCACCCACAGCACAAAAUUAAGGGGGUCCUGACUUUAACCUCUACGGAGAAGUAAGCUCUCCAUGUUUUUAGAGCAGUUAUUUUGUACCGCACUCAUUUUUAUAUGUGCUGUUGUAAACUUCUUAAGGACAGGGAUUGUGUCUUGGUGAUUUCUGUAUUUCCACCUCAACCCCAGCAGCUAGCCCAGUGUCUUGAAUAAAUUAGGGGCUUAAUGUGUGUUGCACUAAAUUGAAUAAAGGAGUACUCCUACCAUAAGCGUUUUUCAUGCCCCGGUUGUGUAAGCUGAUUGUUUGUUUUGUUGACUCUGCAAAUAUUUAUGAUUAUCACCCCUUGCACACUAAAUUAUUUUUAACUACCCCAUGGACAUUUAGCUCUAGAAAAUGUGAUUGCUUCCAAUGAAAUGACUAUCCCGAACUCUCUGCCCCUGGAUAUACUUUGCCAAACUGAAAUUUGAAUUUUCUGAAUAAAUUGGUCAUGUCUGAAA
Mirounga angustirostris (Northern elephant seal) is the source of this 7072-nucleotide messenger RNA. It is a transcript of the gene BPNT2, whose product is annotated as 3'(2'), 5'-bisphosphate nucleotidase 2. The record is from RefSeq and is a predicted model, not a curated record. Bases 283 to 1365 code for a protein of 360 amino acids. Gene Ontology annotation, biological process: phosphatidylinositol phosphate biosynthetic process; skeletal system development. The transcript has 5 exons. Gene Ontology annotation, molecular function: 3'-nucleotidase activity. NCBI's taxonomy places the organism in Eukaryota, Metazoa, Chordata, Mammalia, Carnivora, Phocidae. Gene Ontology annotation, cellular component: endomembrane system.